AUGGAAUUAUUUAGAGUAGGCCUAUAUAUUUCCCGGCGGUUUAAUUCCACGUUGGCUGUAACGCCCAGGUUACUAGACCUAAGAAUUGGUAAGAUUGUUGAAAUAAAGAAACAUGAAAAUGCAGAUAAACUAUACGUUUCGCAGGUUGCAGUGUCUGGAGCAAAACCUGAUGAAUCUUCUCAAGGUAAACUUGAUGGAAAUAUUGAACAUGUAACUGAAACAGUGCAAGUUUGCAGUGGCUUGGUCGGAUUUGUUCCAAAAAGUGAAUUACUUAACAAGAGGGUUGUCCUCGUGAUGAAUCUCAAGCCAUCAAAGAUGAGAGGUGUACGAUCAGAAGCAAUGCUAUUGGCAGCGGAAAAGCAAAUAAAUAAUACUGAUAUAAUUCCGAACUUUAAGGUUCAAGUUGUUCGACCUCCAGAACACGGUGAGAUAGGACAGUCGCUUCAAUUUAAAGGUUUUGAAAGAGAACUCGGAGACGAAUUGAGACGUGUUAAUAGAAAGAAAUGGGAAAAGAUAGCCUCUGGAUUGAAAACAAAUAAUAAGGGGGAAGUUUGUUAUAUCGAUGAAUCAUGUACGCUAGGUUUCGAUGUUGACAACUGGAGGGAGGUAUGUACUGUGAGUAAUGAGUUCAGAAACUGUAAGGUCAGAUAA
Brettanomyces bruxellensis is the source of this 651-nucleotide messenger RNA. RefSeq lists its product as uncharacterized. The record is from RefSeq and is a predicted model, not a curated record. Gene Ontology annotation, cellular component: methionyl glutamyl tRNA synthetase complex. The coding region runs from base 1 to 651 and encodes 216 amino acids. The transcript has a single exon. Lineage: Eukaryota; Fungi; Ascomycota; Pichiomycetes; Pichiales; Pichiaceae. Gene Ontology annotation, molecular function: tRNA binding.